Balaenoptera musculus (blue whale) is the source of this 2032-nucleotide messenger RNA. RefSeq names its product autophagy related 4B cysteine peptidase (gene ATG4B). NCBI's taxonomy places the organism in Eukaryota, Metazoa, Chordata, Mammalia, Artiodactyla, Balaenopteridae. The transcript is spliced from 13 exons. Bases 618 to 1799 code for a protein of 393 amino acids. The record is from RefSeq and is a predicted model, not a curated record. Gene Ontology annotation, molecular function: protein-phosphatidylethanolamide deconjugating activity.
UCUCGCCGCGCCGAGCCCCGGGCGGGACCGCCCCGAGGGGAGGGCGCGCGGCGACACGGCUGCGGGACGUGGGAGCCAGCCCCGCAGCUCCCGCCGUACGGCAAGAUGGCGGCGCCCGGCCGCCCGCCGCCCGGCCGCCAGGCCCGGCCCUCGGCGCGCCCUGGAUACCCGGCACCUGGCGGGGUGCAGCCCACGGCUCGCGGCGUCUGGGGUGGGCGGGGGUGCCCCGGACCGGCAGCGCCCUGUGGAGACAUGGCGCGCGGGGGGCAUCCGUACGGCAAGAUGGCCGCGCCGACGGGCCUGAGGGCACGACGGGCUCACGCUCCCGCCCCGGUGCCCUGCUGCCCGCUCGCGCCUGCUUUAGCUGCCCCGGCGGCUCGCUGGUGGGAUCCCCGGAAGCACGGCGCAGGCCGCCGUGGAGCCGAGCGCGCGGGCCCGGGCCUCCGCGCUGGGUCCGCCGUACGCCAAGAUGGCGGCGGCGCACUUCCGUCGCGUACUUCCGGCCCCGCCCGCGCCCGCGCCCGUUCGGUCCGGAUUGGCCACGGCGGCGGCCCGUCGCGUCGCUCUGCGGAACCGUCGGAGCGACGCCGCGCUCAGUCGGCGGCUCUGGAGGGAAGAUGGACGCAGCUACUCUGACCUACGACACUCUCCGAUUUGCUGAGUUUGAAGAUUUCCCCGAAACCUCGGAGCCUCUUUGGAUCCUGGGUAGAAAGUACAGCAUCUUCACAGAGAAGGACGAGAUCUUGGCCGACGUGGCGUCGAGACUUUGGUUUACAUACAGGAAGAACUUCCCAGCCAUCGGGGGCACCGGCCCCACCUCGGAUACGGGCUGGGGCUGUAUGCUGCGGUGUGGACAGAUGAUCUUUGCCCAAGCCCUGGUGUGCCGGCACCUGGGCCGAGACUGGAGGUGGACGUGGCGGGCGAGGCAGCCGGACAGCUACUUCAGCGUCCUGCGCGCGUUCCUGGACAGGAAAGACAGCUGCUACUCCAUCCACCAGAUAGCACAAAUGGGAGUCGGCGAGGGCAAGUCCAUCGGCCAGUGGUACGGGCCCAACACCGUCGCCCAGGUCCUCAAGAAGCUCGCCGUCUUCGACACGUGGAGCGCCCUGGCCGUUCACGUAGCGAUGGACAACACGGUGGUGAUGGAGGACAUCAGAAGGUUGUGCAGGAGCAGCCUUCCUUGUGCCGGGGCCGCAGCGUUUCCUGCAGAUUCCGACCGACACUGUAACGGGUUCCCGGCUGGGGCCGAGGUCAGCAGCAGGCCGUCGCCAUGGAGACCCCUGGUGCUGCUCAUCCCGCUGCGCCUGGGGCUCACGGACAUCAACGCGGCCUACGCGGAGACACUGAAGCACUGCUUCAUGAUGCCCCAGUCCCUGGGCGUGAUUGGAGGGAAGCCCAACAGUGCCCGCUACUUCAUCGGCUACGUGGGUGAGGAACUCAUCUACCUGGACCCUCACACCACGCAGCCAGCCCUGCAGGCCGCUGAGCACUGCCCGAUCCCGGACGAGAGCUUCCACUGCCAGCACCCGCCCAGCAGGAUGAGCAUCGCGGAGCUCGACCCGUCCAUCGCCGUGGGGUUUUUCUGUGGGACCGAGGACGACUUUAACGACUGGUGCCAGCAAGUGAGAAAGCUGUCCCUCCUUGGAGGCGCCCUGCCGAUGUUCGAGCUGGUGGAGCGGCAGCCUUCCCACCUGGCCUGUCCUGACGUCCUGAACUUGUCCUUAGAUUCUUCUGACGUAGAGCGACUGGAAAGAUUCUUCGACUCAGAAGAUGAAGACUUUGAAAUCUUGUCCCUCUGAGGAUCCUGCAGCUAGGGGACGGUCUCACUGGCCCCGCAGGGGCGCUCGGCCGCCGCAUCUCAUCCCGCCCGCCGUCCGCCGCCCACACAGAGGCCCGCGCCACCGGAGACCCAAGCGCCAGGCACCCACGAGGGGCUCUCCCGCCACACUGCCAGCCCUGCCCGGCCCCGCUUCCUCCUGGGCUCCAGGCCCGGGUUCGCUUUGGAAUUAAAGUCCUGUUUGAAGUUCCGUGA